CCUAUUGGCUGAGUAUCAAACUGCCCAUUGACAUGACAGCAAGACAUAUGUCAGGUGUCGCCCCCAGAGGAGCACUUGUCAUUAGUGGACUCUGAUGCCACUCGAUAGGCGAGUCCUUCAACAGCCCUAAUUGCUCCUCUUUAUCAUUCCAAAUCCUAUCACUCAUCUGCAGCACAUUUUUCAGGCAUCUAUUUAUAAAUCUGUAUCUCUACUUUGAUUCAGCUUCUCUCUCUCUCUCUGUUAAUUGUUUUUUUUUUCCUUUCUCAGAAUCACAUUUUGCUUUUAUGUCUUAAUGAACUGCAUCAGUGCAUCUCCUUUGAUAUUUAUUGGUGGUCAUUUUAAGCCUCAAACACAAUCUUCUCUUGUAAUAUACCUGGCUCUUCAGAGGCACAGUUUGUGAUCACUUAAAUUAUAUCUAUCUGUAAAAAGUCAUAACAGAACAUCCUAACAGAUAUUACUUACAUAGAUUACUCACAAAGGUUUGAGCUUGGACACCAUGCCGAAGCAGUGAUCAGCGUCGACUGUGUGAGACAGAGACAGUGCGCCUUAAGUGGCUGUAAAGUGUUCCAGUUGCAAGACCAAGCAGCAGCCAUUAUCAUCCAGUCAACUCCACAACAACUGUCUGUUCUGUUGGGCUGCUGGUGUGUAGGAGGGUUUUACAUGGAGACGAUCCAGAAAUGUGUGUGUGUGUGUGUGUCUGUGUCUGUGUCUGUAUGUCUGUGUGCCUGUGUGUGUGUGCGUGUGUGUGCAACAAGUAACACAUCAAGAACUGCAAGCAAUAACAACAUUGAGCUCUGUUCAGUCAAAAAAAAAAAAAAAAAAAAAAAGCAGAGGUGGUUCAUAAAAGCAGAGUUUGUCUAGUCAAAUGAGAAUGUGAUCACAAUCUGACGCCCUCUGCUUCUCUGCUGGUCUGUUAGUUCGGCAGAAAGAAGGAGAGACUCCCAUAAAAUGCUCAACAUGCCUGAGACUGCCCUCUGAUGUCACUGAGAGAGGGAGCAAGAGGGAGAGAGAGAGAUAGAGAGAGUGGGAGGGGACCAGAGGAACAGAGGGAGGGAGAGAGAGUGGCAGCCGGAGGGCAGAGCGAAGAAGCACGUCAGUGAGAGAAACACAGAGAAGCGAUAGAGUGAAAGACGGAGUGUGAAAGACAGGGAGGGAGAGAGAUCUGUUCUCACUACGAAAAAAACCAGGUUGGUCUGCUGUAUUUUUCGCGCUACAGUGGACUUUUACUGCUCUGUUCAGAGUCGCACUUUUUUGGCUACAAACACACACUUUCUCUCUCUCUCUCUCUCUCUCUCUCUCUCUCUGAUACUGUACACUGCACACACACACAUACACAAACACACAACAACCGGACAGCACGGCACAACUGAUGGUGGACGUGAGCACGGCAGCACUGCCCAUGCAGGUGCCCCCCACCACCACAGCAAUCCUUCCCAUGGACCUGCGCGUAGUGGACCACCCCCACCACCACCACCACCACCAGCAGCCCCCCUUCGGCCUGGUUCCCCAGCCCCACCCCACACCGCCCACAGCUUGUCCCGCAUCCUCCGAGCCAGGCCGUGGGACAGUCAUUAACCACCAGGAGCAGCAGCUGCAGCAGGAGCUGGUAACUCUCAAACACAAGCAGCAGCUCCAGAGACAGCUCCUGAUCGCCGAGUUCCAGCGGCAGCAUGAACAGCUGUCGCGACAACAUGAAGUCCAGCUACAGGAACAUAUCAAGCACCAACAGGAUUUAUUGGCACUCAAGCACCAACAGGAGCUGUUGGAGCACCAGAGGAAGAUUGAGCAGCAGCGUCAUGACCAAGAGAUGGAGAAGCAGCAGCGGGAACACAAACUCCUGCAGCUUAAAAACAAGGAGAGGGGACAGGAGAGUGCAGUUGCCAGUACAGAGGUGAAGAUGCGACUUCAGGAGUUUGUCCUGAACAAGAAGAAAGCCCUGGCUCAGCGAAACCUAAACCACCGUCUGCCCAGCGACCCACGCUUUUGGUAUGGAAAAACCCAGCACAGCUCUUUGGACCAGAGUUCUCCUCCCCAAACAGCAUUGUCAGCGUACAACCACCCGAUGCUGGGCACUUAUGACUCAAAGGACGACUUUCCACUCCGCAAAACAGCCUCUGAGCCCAACCUGAAGCUUCGCUCACGGCUAAAGCAAAAGGUGACGGAGCGCCGCAGCAGCCCUCUGCUCCGGAGGAAGGACGGUCCCAUCACUUCUGCCAAGAAACGUUCCCUAGACGUGGCUGAGUCUGCAUGCAACAGUGCACCAGGCUCAGGUCCCAGCUCCCCCAACAACAGCUCCAGUAACAUCCCCAGUGAGAAUGGGGUCACCAUCUCCAGCAGCCCUGGAGAGGCCUCCCUGCUUCAGAGGUUGGCUGCAAGGGAAGGUUCAGUCAGCCAGCUCUCUCUCUACACCUCCCCUUCUCUGCCCAACAUCACCCUGGGACUGCCAGCCACAGGCCCUGCUAGCACUGUGGUGUCAGGACAUCAAGAUGGUGAGAGUCGUCUGGCGUUGCCUGCGUUACAGCAGGGCAUUCCUCUGACCCCUCCGUUUCUGCCCGCUGCCCACCUGCCCUCCUACUUGGCAUCUUCGGCUCUGGACAGGGAGGGAGCUGGAGGGGGCACGGCUGGUCACAACCCCCUUCUCCAACACAUGGUACUGCUGGAACAGAGCCACAAUCCAAUGGUUGGUCUGGCCGGCCUCCCACUACCAUCACCGUCUGUCUCCAAACUUGCGCGUGGCCACCGUCCCCUUGGAAGAACCCAGUCGGCCCCUCUGCCCCAGCAGCAGUGUGGACAGGCCCAGGCCCUGCAGCAGCUGGUGGUCCAGCAGCAACACCAGCAGUUCCUGGAGAAACACAAACAGCAGUUCCAACAGCAGCAGCAGCAGCACAUCAUCAACAAGAUCAUGUCCAAGCCCAGCGAUCAGGUCUCAGCCGCGAGCUCCAGCGCCUCAGGGCCAGCCAGGCAACACCAGAGUCACCCAGAAGAGACGGAAGAGGAGCUCAGGGAGCACCAGGGGCUCUCCCUUUCAUCCUCUUCCUCCUCGACAACCGCGCAGGAGACGGGGCCUCUGAGAGGGCUUGUCAUCAAGCAGGAGCCCCCAGACCCCCAAGAGCAGGAGGAGAGGGAGAAGAGGGAGAGACAGGCUGAGCAGGACUUUCUGUUCCGACAGCAGGCUCUGCUGCUAGAGCAGCAGCGGAUCCACCAGUUGAGGAACUACCAAGCCUCCAUUGAAGCAGCCGGAUUAUCAGUCAACUUUGCUGGACAUCGCCCCCUCUCUAGGGCUCAGUCAUCUCCAGCAUCUGCCUCCUUCCCCAUGGUUGUUCAGGAGCCGCCAGUCAAGCCUCGAUUCACUACAGGUCUGGUGUAUGACUCUUUGAUGCAGAAGCACCAGUGUAUGUGCGGCAACACCACCAGUCAUCCAGAGCAUGCUGGCCGAAUCCAGAGUAUCUGGUCUCGAUUACAGGAAACAGGCCUCAGGGCGCACUGUGAGUGUAUCCGUGGUAGGAAGGCCUCGCUGGAGGAGCUACAGACGGUCCACUCCGAAGCUCACGUCCUGCUGUAUGGAACCAACCCACUGCGGCAGAAACUAGACUGUUCAGUCAGUCCCAUGUUUGUGAGGUUACCAUGUGGAGGCAUAGGGGUGGACAGUGACACCAUUUGGAACGAGGUCCAUUCAUCCAGUGCAGCUCGUCUGGCCGUCGGCUCGGUGGUGGAGCUGGUCUUCAAAGUAGCAUCGGGAGAACUGAAGAAUGGUUUUGCUGUAGUUCGACCACCUGGACACCACGCUGAGGAGAGCACGCCUAUGGGCUUCUGUUACUUCAACUCAGUCGCCAUAGCAGCAAAGCUGCUGCAGCAGAGGCUCAAUGUCAGUAAAAUCCUUAUCGUGGACUGGGAUGUGCACCAUGGUAAUGGCACCCAGCAGGCCUUCUACGCAGACCCCAGUGUUCUCUACCUGUCAAUGCAUCGCUACGAUGAUGGGAACUUCUUUCCUGGCAGUGGAGCACCUGACGAGGUGGGCAGUGGAGCAGGUUGCGGCUUCAAUGUGAACAUGGCCUUUACUGGAGGACUGGAACCUCCCAUGGGUGAUGCAGAGUACCUGGCUGCAUUUAGGACGGUGGUUAUGCCUAUUGCCAAUGAGUUUGCCCCAGACAUGGUUCUGGUAUCUUCAGGCUUUGAUGCGGUAGACGGACAUGCUCCACCCCUGGGAGGAUACAAACUGACAGCCAAAUGCUUUGGCUACCUGACCAGGCAACUGAUGGCUCUGGCAGGCGGUCGGUUGGUGCUUGCCCUGGAGGGGGGUCAUGACCUCACAGCCAUAUGCGAUGCCUCCGAAGCCUGCGUCUCUGCUCUGCUUGGCAAUGAGUUGGACCCCAUUCCUGAUGAGGUGCUGCAGCAGAGACCGAAUGCCAACGCUGUCCAAUCUAUGGAGAAAGUUCUUGAAAUACAAAGUAAAUACUGGCGCUCACUGCAGCGCUCGGCCUCCACACUUGGUUGCUCGUUGAGUGAAGCCCUGCGGCGUGAAGCAGAGGAAGCUGAGACCGUCUCCGCCAUGGCCUCAUUGUCUGUGGCCAACAAGCACAUUGGAAAGAGGGCUGAAGAGGAACCAAUGGAAGAGGAAGCUACUAUGUAAAGAAACAUCCCUAGCCUUUGACCACUCAGACCAGUCUACAUCUUUGAUAGUGCCCUCGUCCAGUCAGUGUCCAUUUCAAUGCCACUCCUAUGUCUAACCCCUGCCACACCAAAAUGGCAUCUUAUUAAGGGAGAGAACAAGCUGAGCUGGCAAAAGUGGCGCUCAAAGGAAAUGGAACACUGAAGAUGAGCGAUGCGUUCUCUGAUCAGCAGUGCACAGACUGAUCAGCAUAAAUGUGUUGCAUUGUCUCUUCAAGACCUUGGAUAUAAGAGGAUUGACUCAACCAUCCCACAAUGACAGCCUUGAGUGCCAGUGCUUUUAAAACACUAGACAAGAUGUACUUUUUAAAUGCCAGUCAGAACCAUAAACGGAUGAUCCGUCGUCAUUGACUUUUCUUAAUGUUCUGUUCAUUCUUUAUCUUCGUCAUCACACUUUCAUCAAAAACCACCAGAGCUAACGUGAUUGUGACUCUGCACUUCGGAUGAAUCAUUCCUGCUCUUUUUAAAUAUCUGGAUGAAUGGAACAGUGUGGUUGAAUUUCUUGCGGUUUUCAAGGUGGGUGAAGAUUUCAGAUGAGGAAAGGUCAGCAGGUGUUCUAAUUCCAAAAUGACUGACAGUGAAAGACUGUGCAUUCGUGCCUUUUUCUUUUCAAACCUGGUGGAUUUUCUGUUGAACUCUACUGAAAGAGCUUUGCCUUAAAAAACAGGUUUGGGAACGAGGCCUCUUCUCCCCAAUCCCUUAAACAUUUCUAUCCUGGCAAGACAUCCAAUGCCUGCAUGUUGUUGGCACAUAGACUGGAGGACCUUGGCAUGUUUACCUAAAAUUCCCUGCAAGCAGGUUUCUGUCUCUCCCUGUACCUCCAUCUUUCCUUUUUCCCCCGUCAUUUAAAUAAUUUUAUUUCAGAAGGUAGUUCCCAACCACAAGUUGGAAAUGGUUCAGUUUUCAGGAAAGUUUCAGGUUUAGUGUUACUCAGUAGAGCGAUGUAUCAGAUACAGUCCUGUAGCCAGAGGUAAUGUCUUGAAGGGCGAGGUGUCCGCACCUGAGGAUUUUUCAUACAUCGCAGUGGAUGCAGCAAUCCUUAAUCAGUGAUAUCAAUUUCUUAUUACUUGAAAAUCAAUUUACGGAGAUUUAGAAGUGGGUAAUGGGGAGCCAUAUGUGUCCCCUUGGCAACAGGCCUGAUCAGCAGACUCAAAUGGCAUCUGCAGAUUUUUUUAACAGUUUUCAGCAGUGAUUCAGGAUGAUAAUCUGCAGACUUCUGUGGAAUGUUUUUUUGUUUGUAAAGUAAUAGACAAUAGUCAUUUGGAAAAGAACUGCGGAGAUGUUGUGUUGGCCUGCUGAUAAGAUAGGCAUCAAGCAAAGACUCAUGUAGCAUGCACUGUACUAGAACAACAGGACUUAUGAAAACUACAAACCUUUUCAUACUGUGUGUAUUUAGACAGUAAUGAAGCCAAAGCAUGAUGGACUUUGAUCUCUGUAGUAUCAAACCACUUCAUUUCUACAUUAGAAUUAGUCACACUUUUUGUCAGAUUAAUGAGAUGAGAGGAAUUAAUCUCAUAUGGGCCAAUUUGUUUCAGCAGCCCUCUCUUUAUGACAACUGUGUCUCUGCGGUUACAAUGGCUGAACCACCUGGGAUUUUCCACAGGGGUGUUCCUGGGCUGCACAGGCUCUCACAGCUGGUUUAACAUCUUUAGUCCCUUGUUAAGCACAUCUGCUGCCCAAAUGUCAGGUGCUGUGAGGCAGGUGUGUGUAUAUCUGUUCACAUACACUGAAGCACAAGCUGCUCUUUAUAAAUAUUCAAGUGCACACAUAUAUUUUUCUAGUUGUUAUUCUUUAUUAAUCAUCCUUUUCUAUUGAGCAGUGACCCAGCCAGUGGGAAACGCCCAUGCAUUAUGAGUAUCCUUGCAACUUUGAAUAACACAUGUAGCUCAGAUUCUGUAUCCUGCAUUUUACUACAUCGGAAUCUUUUUAAAUCAGGUAUUAGCUUAAUAUUUAAGAAGAUAGAAGUGAAAGAUCGGCUUGUUGCAUUGUACACUGAGCUUAAUGAAUUUGUGCUCUGCACUGGCUCUUAAUUUAAACUUAACCCCGCUAGCAAGACUAUACAACUCACCAGCCACCAGCCUAGUUGUAAGUAAAUUUAGUUGUCCAUUUUGGCCAAAGGCAAAUGUGCUACAAUGGCCCCAAACAUUUCCAUUGCUAAAUGCAUGCUGCAGCUUUGGAAAUGACGAUUCAAAACCCGAAAAUCCAAAACAAAUUGGAUUUACAACAACAGAAAAUGUGAUUCAAAUGAAAAAACAAAUACAUGAACAGCAAACACGCUUCAAACUCAGAAAUAAUGCAAAGGCUUAAUCACACAAACCUGAAAAAACAAAUGCAACAGUAAAACACUGCACAAUCAGUUAACAUGCUGGAAGUUAACCAGGCCUCCAGGGGAGCGUUAGAUGGAACAACCUGAUUUUUAACCAGAGCCACAGAGUUACGUAAAUUUGUUGCUCUUUUAUGAUAUCAUACACGGCUAAGGCCAACUGCCAAAAAAGAAUCGUACCUUUUAAUGUCACGACUUUAUUCCACUUUUCUUUCUGCUUCAAAAACAAACACAGUCUCGUGUGUGGUCUGUUUCCAGGGCUGGAAGUUAAGCUGUUCCACUCAGCGCUCCCCCUGGAGGCCAUUGAACUUCCAUUAUGUUGACUGGAUAUGCAGCAUUUUUCUGUUGUAUUUGUUUUUGGUGGUUGUGUGUUUUUGGCUCUGCAUCAUUUCAGAUGUCUUUGUUUUGGCUUUCUGCAGCACGUUUUGCAUUCGCAGCACUUUUCCAUUGUUGUAUUUGUUUUGGAUUUCUGUACGUAUUUUUGAGUUGGCAUCAUUUCUGAAGCUGCAGCACGUUUCACCGAUUGGAAAAGUCCGGGGUCGUUGUAGUGUGUCUGCCCUUGUCGGCCACUGAAGCUUUUGUCCUUUUCACAAAGAAAAAAAUACAUGUACAAGAUUGAUAAAACAGUCAGUGUGCAGAAGUAAACCUCUGUCUGCAACCAUUUCUCCAGCUUGUGUUUGGCCCCUGGGCAACUACCUUCUCUUACCUUUGUUUCAUCUACAAGCUAAUCAUGUUUAAUGUAUUUUUGCAGUGAACAGGAAACAGAAUGCUGUGGUGUUUACUGUUGUUUACUGUACAAAAGGCCGUUGAUCUCCUGAGUAUUCCUGCCACACACAUUUGUCAAUGACUACUCUACUUUAGUUGAUUCUCUUGCCCCUCAUCCGUGUCUUUUUUUGUUUUGGUUUUGUUGCCCUUCCAGUGGACUCCAGUGACUUCUUUUGUACUUUUUUAAUGUUGUUUUGUUCAUAUCCCCCUGUCUGUGUCUCUGUUACAUUGUAAAGCUGACAUACUUCACAACAGGUGAGGGUUCAGAGUCUGUUUUUAGUGGACAUCACAUGACUGUGUUUUCUGGGUUCAGGGUUUUUGUGGGAGGGUCGGGGUGCAAAUGUUUCUACUUUGUAUAACGAUGGACAAUUGUGUAUUUACUGUCUGUUCAUAGUAGAUUUAUAUAUGAAAAGAAAUGAGUAUAUUAUAUAUAUAUAUAUCUACAUAAUGAAAUACUAUGAUCUUGUUUUUGAAGUUGGUAUUGAAAUGAUACACUUAAUGGGCCUUACAUACAGUCGGCUCUUUUUAGGGUGUCACUGAAGGCACCAUAUACUGUCCUUGGUUAAAGCUGGUUACGUGUUCUGUAGCAUUUUACUGGUUGUCUUUUUAUCUUUCAACACUGAUGAUUAGUUUUUGGCUUUAUCCAUCCCAUUCCCUCAUAACACUGUUACAGUAGGUGUGCUCAGCAUCACAUGUCAUUUUUAUUUUUUGUGUAGAUAUUGUAGAAAACCACACAUUUUGGCCAGCACCUAUAAGUAUUUCAAGAAAUGUGAGACUAAAAUUCAAAUUGGGAUUCUGCACGUCUCAAAAGUGGCCAAAGUGGUGAUCUGUUUCUUCCUCUUUCUUAAAGGUUUACAAGUUCAUCUUCAACAACAGGAAAAAAAAGAGCAAGAAAAAUGGGAUGGGUGGAUUUGAAUUGGAACAUGGCCAUGCUAUUUCCCCUACAUUAAAUCACCAUCAUCACUUAUUUCCUUAUCUGGCCAAACAUCUUUAAUUUUAAUUUAACUUAACAUUUCUUAGAAUUCCUCUCAUCCGCAUGUGUAAUCUGGUUCAUCAGCUAAGUGAUGCCUUGGGUUUCAGGGUGGCCUGUUGUUUAGCAAGACCGUCCUGUAUCCAAAGGGUCGCAGGUGUUUGAUCCCUGAAAGAGCCCACGUCAGGACCAAUGAUUUUUUAACAAUUUCUAUGUCUCACAGGAAUAUAUAAGAAAAGAGUAUAAGGCCAUAUGCAUAUUGAAAUUUCCUAAAAUCUUGAUCAGACUUGCCAAGAGCAAACUUUCUCACUUUGACUGAAUGUAUCUGACCUCUACUGGCAGAGUGAUGCUGCAUCUCUCUGCAGAAGCACCGCUUGGGUCACGUGUUCCUAAAUCACCUCCAUGGCAUUCUUUUCCAUGGUUUCUGCAAAUAGCCAGAGAGGUCAAAGUUUAGACUUUUUUAUGCUUGUUUCAUCUAUCACCGCUUGUAAAUUAACGAAAUAAAUUUAGAAAACUAAGGUCUAAGCAUUUGAAGAAGGGCAUCACAUUUUUACUUUUUUCUAGUAUGGUUUAAACUCAGCCGUGUGAAAGAUAAGUCAUUUUUCUAUACAUUCCCUUUAUAUCAGACACCUACACAAACAAACACAAUUUUUUGUAAUUUUGAAAAGAUUCUUUUUCAGGACUUUCUUCCCACCAUUCUGAUGCUUCAUGCAAAUAUAUGUAUAUGUGGUUGGAAUAUGAAAAUGCAUACAGCGAGGCUAUCAUGAGUAUCACCUUUGCUAUGAUACGCUGACAUCUCUGGGCAUGCAAACACACUUGGUGAGAUGCUUUUUGGUAACCAAGCCCAGAACAUUCCCAGAACCUUUGCACAGCAGUGCCAGUCAUGGGGUUUCUACUGCUGAAUGCUUUGGUUUCUCAAAAGGAGCCAAGACUAGCACUGUCUGGCCACUCUGGCCGUCUGUCUUCACUGUUAGUCUUAACACAAUGUCCAGUAAUGAAAAAAACCCCCAGCAACAUUCCAUUUUGUUAUAAUUUCCAUUUAUUAGGAGGGGCCAUAUCUUUUUGUUUUAGCCCUCAUAGUUCGGUCCAGCCAGGUCCAAGAACUGUCUGUUUAUUUAGGCGGCCUGGUCCGACUCCACUCCAUUCCUUUUUUUCUCUCUGCAUGAUCUGUAUGUCCGCAUGCACUGCCUACCUGCUUGUCUGUCUGUCCCAUACCACAUAUCAGCACAAGGGAUCGAGCACUGAAGGACAUUAGUACUUUCACUGUAUCCAAACUAUCUUAUCUCUUUUACUGCUUUUUUUGUUUCUGCUGGGGAGGAGUUUGGUUGUUGUGCUUUUACCUGUACAUGUAGGAUUUGGAGUCAUCAAACCCUGGAAGACUUCUGUUGAAUAUUUUACAAAAAAAAAGAAAAAAAAAGGUAUCUAGCACUUGUAACACAGACAAUAGAUUUUAUUGUAUUUAUGUAGAAAAACAAAUUGUUUUAGGGGACGCUUUGUAAACUGCGACAACAGAAUGGACAAACUUUUUUUAUAUACCAGGCAGGAUGUGACUUUGGUGGACUUUUGGGAAGACAUUUUUUGUUCUUUGUCACAUCUGGACUUAUCAAAGGGCUCCAUUCAGGUGCCUGGUCAUUGUUACGGUUGUCCAUUCCACUAAAUAAGCCAGUUAUUGCUAUGACCACUGUGGUUCAAAACAAACAGUUCUAGGUUUACAUAUGUAUAAAAUGCAUAUUCUUUUUUUAUCAGUUAUGUUUUUGACUUGUUCCACCAUUGUUACAGAAAUAGUACAUUUUUUCUCGGGAACCUUUGCUCUAACAUGUUGUCUUUGACAUCUACGAUAUAAAGUAUUGUUUUGGAAAAA
Messenger RNA from Epinephelus lanceolatus (giant grouper), 10587 nucleotides. It is a transcript of the gene hdac4, whose product is annotated as histone deacetylase 4. Gene Ontology annotation, molecular function: histone deacetylase activity. Gene Ontology annotation, biological process: negative regulation of transcription by RNA polymerase II. Lineage: Eukaryota; Metazoa; Chordata; Actinopteri; Perciformes; Serranidae. The record is from RefSeq and is a predicted model, not a curated record.